Molecule: messenger RNA, 2682 nt
Organism: Effrenium voratum
Lineage: Eukaryota; Dinophyceae; Suessiales; Symbiodiniaceae
Source: the annotation of a GenBank genome assembly
AUGGAUGGCGAGACGCUGGGCCCCAUCUCUUUCCAGGGCUCAGACUUUGUGUACUCAGUGGCGCAGCAGUUGAAGCUUCACUGUGCCAAGGAGGAUGUGGCAGCUCGACUGACUUUUCAGGGGCGCAUAAUGGCGCCAGGUGCUAGGCUGUCGGAGAUCCUGACACAGGAGGAGUCAACUCUGGAGCUGCUUUGGCUACCAUGGCUGGGAGAUAUGCAGGGCAAAGGCAAACGAGGAGAGGCCUUCGAUCGACGCAAGGUGAGCCUUGAGGAAAUGCAAGAAGGCGCCAGCCGGGGAUCGUUGCAAGCUGUGGGUCACUUCAUGGCGCAAGCUGAACUCCAGCUCUGGGCGCGAAGCCUCGUGCCCGUGCUGGCGAGCCUGCGGGUCCUCGACCUGCGCCAGUGUGGGCUCUGGCCCGUGAGCCUGCGGCCCAUUUGCGAAAGCCUCCCAGAGGGCUUGGAAAAGUUGCUGAUUGGCAGGAACUUUAUCAACAAGACGGUGCUGGAAGUCCUUGCCACCAAGAGUUUGAAGUUGCGAGCGCUGGACAUUGGACACAGCGAAUGUGGCGACUUGACAUUGCUGCCGGCGAUUGUGACAUCUGAUCUUCAGGAGCUAGGAGUAGCUGACCUUGACGGCAAUGGAAACAAUCUGGCCAAUGCGCUGCGGAACUGCCCGAACCUGAUCGCUGUGGACAUCAGCUGGAGCCACUUCAAUCAGGCCACAGACGAGGUUUGGGCGGCUUUGGCGUGCUGCCACCAACUGCAAGAGCUUUAUGCUUGGCAGGUGGAUGUGACCAGCAGCCAGCUGGAUCCCGUGUUGGCCGCCUGCCCGAGCCUCACGCGGCUCAGCCUCUACGGUGUCUCUGAGCUGAGUUCCGCCCAGGCCUUGGCGCGACUUCAGGACCUGAAAGUCCUCCAAGUCGCUGUGGGGAAGAGCUGUGAAGAGAUGCUGCCAGCGGUUUGCAGCUUGAAGGUGCAAACUUUGAUACUACACUCAUUUAGCCUUGACGACGACCACGAAGAUGCGGUCGUCACUGACUGGCGCGAGAAUCCGACGCCAAUUGUGAAGGCACUGAGGGAGUCGUGCGCCAGCUGCAUCGGGCUCCGAGUGCCGGAACUGGAUCCGGACAUUCUAGAUGCCGUCGGCUGCCGGCUGCAAGAGUUCGGACCCGGCACCGACCAAUGCACGACCCAGUCGAGCAUCAGCGUAUUGGCCUCAGCACCGAUUUGCGGCAGCAAUCUGCUUGAGCUGAACAUCAACUAUUUCGAGCAGAUUGAUGCUGACCAGCUGGCCGCAGUAGCAGCAGCAUGCCCCAUGCUGGAGAUCGUCUACUUGAAUGCCGACGAGCACGGCUUCCAGACGACACCCAUUGACAAGGGCGUCUUGGCAUUGGGCCAGCACUGCCAUAGGCUCCAGCACUUGGAUCUGUACGACCGCUUGAUGGCGGAGCCCAUCCAGACCAUAGCGACAGCUGUUGAGGGCUGGCCGCUUUUGAGAUACUUGUGCUUCGCUAACACCACGCCCUCGGACUCGGAAGAGAGUUGGUUCGACCUGGAGGGCUUUAGAGAAUUGCCGGCGCGGAUCGCGUCGCUCUGCCCGAACAUACAUCAGCUGGUCUUCUAUGGUGAAACCGAAGAAGAAGACUUUGUUCGCGCGGAGAUGGAGCGCGUUUGCCCACUGUACGGGAAGCCGGUGAUGGAUGCUGACGAGGCUCUGGGCUGCGCAUUAUUUGGCAGCGUUAUGAAAAGGUUGCCAGUGCGCUUCUGCAGCAUGCUGCCAGCAUUUCACCGCUGGAUCCAAGAGCACCUGCCAGAGGAGACCCACAAGGCGCAGCCGAAGAAAGUAUCGCAGGUGCUGUGGGAAUCCUUGGCCUUGAAGGUGGCCGACCAGCAAGAUGCUUGCAGGUUCUUGACAAGACGAGGCCGAGACAUUUGGCUUCUCACGGUCUUCGCGUCAAGGAAGCUAAUGCUGAUGGUGGCACUGAUGUUGACCUCAAGUGUCUUUGCUGCAGACAACGUCAGCUACAUGAGCCUCUCGCCUGGUGGGUUCUGCGGCGUUUACCGCUCUCCGGCUUUUGGCCUCAUGGUCAGAGCCAGCGAUGAUCUUCGUCUCGUACUUCCUUCUGCUGUCUACGGAUCUUCUGACAAGGCUACAGCUGGCUGCGCUAACGGCGCUCCUCGCAAGCUGCCGGGGCUGGAGUUAUGCAGGUACUUGCUCCGCUUUGAGUUCAUCGGUGUCUUGGUGUCCAACAAGGACACUGCAGCCUGGCUGGGGCUCUUGUGGAAGAAGAGCCUCAUUGGCAGCGAGGUCUCCCUUGCGGCUCUGGGCAUUGCCCAACAUGCCAUCCACCGUGUCGCCGCUCACGUACCGGAGACCACGCGGAAGAGUCAACAGGAACUGGUGGCUCACAGUGCGAUGUUGGGCGCCACGUUGCUGCUGUGCACCAUGAUCUUCAGCGCGGAUGCCUGGUCCAUCGUCUCCGUGUCCAUGGUGGCAGCCUUUCUGGCCUCGGGGGAUGCAGGGCAGAUGCUGACAGCGCAGCGGGCCAACGGCUGGCUACGGACGAGUACUCGUACUUUCUUUGAGCAUCAGCUGGGCACUUCAAACCUGGCUGCCGCCCGGCUAUCCGGCUCCGCCUCUCCCAGAGGACGUUGCCAAAUGGCCCCUUUGCGCGCUUUUUGA